GUACUCGCGCGCCCUCUCGCGAGAACUGAGAGAAGUUGGAACGUGACUUGACUUGUUACCAUAGAAACCCCUACACCAACUAUGCGCAGCUUCACGUGUAUCGUUAGUACACAGAUAGUUAAAGUACAUUAGUCUUAUAGUAUUGCAGUAUAGUAGUAUAGCACAGUAUUACAGUCAGGAUGGCUGAGGAGAAAGUAUUUAGGGCCGCUGUGAAAGUAGGAAACUGGACCGAGGAUCUGCUGCUGGAAGAGGCUGCAAAGAAAGAGUUUCUGGAGAAAGAGGAAAGAGGCGAGCAUAGUUUCCAAAAAAAAGACUUGAUCAGAGAGAAUCUUCUCAGACCGGUGAAUCUCUCUAUGACAAAUGAUGGACAGUUGCACUUUGGGGACGUUGUUAUGUUGGUGAACGUGGGAGGAGAAAACAGAGAGUGCAGCGCAGUGAGCGUUAAUGCUGACAUUGACAGUUUGAUAAAGAUUCCUUCCCCUGGCAUUAAGAGCCCCUGUGGAGUGAGUGCAGGAAGAGGGAUCCUGCCCUGUGCGCGCACUGCCUUCAUCAUCACCAGUGUAGAUGGCAGCCCUGAAGGAUCCACUCUGCUUUAUGACCAAAGUUUUGCCCUGACAACUACAAAUGGCUUUGCCAGAGGACUUUACCUGACAAGUGAUCGACAAAGUUUCCAAAAGUGUGCAAAGAUGUCACGUCUGCAAGAGGUUAACUUGGUGGACGAGGGUUCCUUCCUGUCAUGUUGGAAGAUAGUGCACUUUGACCCACAGGAGAGGCUUGAAUACGAGGGGCAGCCUGUUCCUGCUGAUGUGAAGGUGCUGAUCGUUCACUGCAAGACAAACCAGGCUCUUGCUGUUCUGGGUAAUCACAUUCUUUGGACCAUAUUUCACAAAGAGUACGAGGUGACAGCUCACACCUUCUUGGACUCCCACAAAGCUGAGGAGGACAAAAACCACUGGAUACUCUGCACCUCCAAGCCAGCAGGAGCCAGCCCCGUGUCUCUCAACCACCCAGAGUCAGCGGGUGACAAUGAGGAGCUCACGCAGGGGAACACGGACGGAAUCUAAUGCAAUCCACUCUAGAUUGUUUUUUUCCCCCUUCUUUUUGGAUCAAAGAUUUUUUUAUUUUGUGUAAACUGGACUCAUGACACUUGUGAACCAGACCAACAGGAAACACUUUUGAUUCCUUUGAUUGAUUGAUUUUUAUUAUUGUGUCAUGCACAUUAUUUGCCCAGCUUGAAAGAGGCUGACAAUCGCCAUUGUUUAGAAAUAAGUACAAACAAAAGAGUAUUAAUAAAAUCCAGAAACCACAGUAGCAGCAUCAUUCUUCCUAAAAAAGUGGUCAACUAGUAUUGUAUUGUAAGUAUUGAAUUUAAAAACAUUC
Messenger RNA from Paralichthys olivaceus (Japanese flounder), 1380 nucleotides. RefSeq names its product cilia and flagella associated protein 161 (gene cfap161). Gene Ontology annotation, cellular component: motile cilium. The record is from RefSeq and is a predicted model, not a curated record. Gene Ontology annotation, biological process: cilium assembly. Lineage: Eukaryota; Metazoa; Chordata; Actinopteri; Pleuronectiformes; Paralichthyidae.